Molecule: messenger RNA, 1263 nt
Organism: Scomber japonicus (chub mackerel)
Lineage: Eukaryota; Metazoa; Chordata; Actinopteri; Scombriformes; Scombridae
Product: sodium channel protein type 3 subunit alpha-like
Exons: 7
Biological process (GO): sodium ion transmembrane transport; membrane depolarization during action potential; neuronal action potential
Cellular component (GO): voltage-gated sodium channel complex; axon; plasma membrane
Molecular function (GO): voltage-gated sodium channel activity
Source: RefSeq, a predicted model, not a curated record
GUCGCCUCCCAGAAAGUCCUUGACUCGGACUCGAUGAUGUCACCGGACCUGUCGCCCUUCGGCCUGCCGUUGGACAGCUUGGACGAGCGGAGGCGGAGUCAGGCGCUGAUGGGAAUGGCCGACGUGGAGGCGAACCUAUCGGAGGAGAAGCUGCUGCAGGUGGACAUGACGGACGGAGGGAAGCCGCUCCAUCCUCUCCUGGCUCGCUCCUUCUCCACGAGGACGAGGCGAAGCAGUCAGGUCUCCUCCAUCUUUAACUUCCGUCUGAGGAGCCGAGGGUCGGAGGGAGAGAUGGCGGACGAUGAGUACAGCGUCCCGGGCGAUGUGGUGGAGGGCGUCGGGGGGCGAACGUACAGCGGUGGGACCUUCAGCGGCAUCAUGCCCCACCCGUGGCCCAAAAGACGACCAAGCACCUACAGCAACACCAGCAAGAGCUCCCAGGUAUUUUAUCCGACUCUCAACGUCAACGGGAAGCUGUUUGUUGCCAUUGACCAGAACGGGGUUUCUCCACCGCCGCUGCAGGGGCAGCUGCCUGCCUGCACCAUGGAGAAGGUCAAGGAGGAGAGUGUCCCGACCUCCACCACGGAGUUGAGCACCAUGCUGUUGCCUCGUCCUUCCUCCACACAGGACUCAGAGCGCCGGGGCAGAGCGAUGAGUGCUGCCAGCUACCUGACAGACGCCAUGGAGGAGCUGGAGGAGGCCCAUAAGAAGUGCCACCCGUGCUGGUACGUGUUCGCCCACCGCUACCUGGUGUGGCAGUGCUGCCCCCGGUGGCUGAGGCUGAAGGAGCUGGUGAAGAUCAUGGUGAUGGAUCCCUUCCUGGACCUCGCCAUCACCGUCUGCAUCGUCCUCAACACGCUCUUCAUGGCCAUGGAGCAUUACCCCAUGACCGAUGAGUUCAACGGCAUGCUGAGCAUAGGAAACCUGGUGUUUUCGGGGAUCUUCACGGCAGAGAUGGUUUUAAAGAUCAUCGCUCUGGAUCCGUACUACUACUUCCAGACCGGCUGGAACAUCUUCGACAGCAUCAUCGUCUGCCUCAGCCUGAUGGAGCUCGGCCUGUCCGACGUGGAGGGGCUCAGUGUGCUCCGCUCCUUCAGACUGCUUCGUGUUUUUAAGCUCGCCCGCUCGUGGCCGACUCUCAACACUCUGAUAAAGAUCAUCGGGAACUCGAUGGGCGCCCUCGGCAACCUGACGCUCGUCCUCGCCAUCAUCGUCUUCAUCUUCGCCGUCGUCGGCAUGCAGCUGUUCGGAAAGAACUACCAG